Molecule: messenger RNA, 1587 nt
Organism: Helianthus annuus (common sunflower)
Lineage: Eukaryota; Viridiplantae; Streptophyta; Magnoliopsida; Asterales; Asteraceae
Exons: 4
Coding region: 1-1587 (528 amino acids)
Molecular function (GO): nucleic acid binding; zinc ion binding
Source: RefSeq, a predicted model, not a curated record
AUGGCGUUCAUAUUUCACAAACCUGUGGUUCAAGAAAUGACUGUUGAAGAUACACUUUCUGUUUUCUGUACUCCUGAAUGUAGGGAAAGGGUUGAAGCUUAUAGAAUACACAAUGCUGAGCUAAUUCAAGAUUAUCAAGAUAUAAAAAAUAAAAAUUUCACAUUAUCGAAAAACGAAAAACUUUAUAAAGAAAAGAUUGAAGCUCAGCGAAAGGACAUCAUCAAACUUAAGGAUGAUGUGAGUGUAAAAACAGCCCAUUUCUUAGAAGCUCAGGAGAAAGUAUGUAUUUUAACUAAGGAACUGGAAGAUAUCAGAGACAGAUAUCAAAUUAAUGAACUUAAUAUUAAGAAAUUUGAUUCUUCCAGCAAACUAGUUAAAAACCUGUGCGAUCAACAGCUUGCGUACAAGGAAAAGAAAGGGCGUGGUUUGGGUUACAAUCAGACUCCUCCUCCAUAUAAUGAUAAUUAUACUUAUCUGCCAAUGACUGAGGAGGAGAUGAUGAAUGAGAGUAAAAUGACUUAUGGUUCCAAAAACAACAAGUCGUCUUCUCGUGACAGACAAGUUGAGAAACAGAAGUCUACUCCAUUAAAUUUUGUUUCCAAAGGCUCAAUUGAUACUAACGUUUCGUCUUCAUGUGCAGAUGAUAUUUCUGAAGUAAAGUGUGGAGAUGUUCAUGGGACUAAUGUGUGUGAUCCUAAUGUUUCUAAUGUUUCAGUUGAUGACAGUGUUGCAGAUUUUGAAACAGAAGAGGUUGUCACAUUGAAUGAAAGGUCACAAGAAAAUGUUUCUGAUAAGGGAAUUAAAACAGAAACUGAAUCGUCUUUUCAAAAUGAUCCUGAUAAAAUUAUAAAAGACGAAAAACAUCAUCUGUCUGAAUCUCAUGCCUCUGCUAGUUCUGAUCAACAGGUACAGAAAGAAUCAGAAAAGGCACAUGGAACACAAGCAAAGCAACCUAAGCAAGCUCAGUUAUCUAGACCCAUCAGAUCAGCAACUGUUGCUAGCACUCCGAAUCUCCAUACAUUGAAGCGACAAACUUGUUUCAACUGUGGAAUUCCUGGACACAUUGCUAGAAAUUGUGUUCAUCGUCCAAAUGUGCAACAAAAUGCCAAUACACGCUCUUGUGCUGAUGUUUGUGAGCCGGUUCACAAAAAGCAAAAUGAGCCAAAACGAACAGAUCAAAGUCGGAGGUAUACGAAGUCUGCUUAUCAAGGACAAUCACGAUCUCAUAAGGCUCGUGACAAGGUGAUUGAAAGCUCCAAUAAGGCAGAAAAGACGAAAAAUAGUGCUCAGAGCAACAAGACUUCUGCAAACAACAAAUACAAGCACCCCAAUUCGUCUUCGUUUAAGAGAAAUGUGCAGGCGCAUCCAACGCAAAAAGGACCGGUUUGUCCUUCAGGACCUGCUAGAGCAAAUCAAGCUGCUCAAAAUGUCUUUCCGAUGAAAAGACAAACUUGCUACAAUUGUGGCAUUGCGGGUCAUAUUGCAAGAAACUGCACACAUCGUCCCUAUAUACCCUAUCAUGUGCAAAAUCAGAGGGUUACACCAAAGGAUAAAUACCAUUCCAAGCCGAUGAAGUCUUUAAUCUGA